Molecule: messenger RNA, 513 nt
Organism: [Torrubiella] hemipterigena
Lineage: Eukaryota; Fungi; Ascomycota; Sordariomycetes; Hypocreales; Clavicipitaceae
Source: the annotation of a GenBank genome assembly
AUGAAGGUUUCCACUAUUGCGUAUCUCGGCAUGGCUGCCACCGCUUCCGCGUUGGAGUCGUUGACCGAGUACACCAACGAUAUACCCUCUUGCGCGGUUUCUGCGCUACGCGAUGCCAUGAAGACCGAGGGCUGCGACCUGUCUUCCAUUGACGGCAAAGAUUUUGACUGCCUGUGCAAGCACAGCUCAGCCAUUAUCACUAUUGUCGUUCCCAAGAUCUCUACUGUCUGCACAGCAGACUUUUCACAAGCCAUCGGUGGCAUCUGCGGUCUUUGGGAAAUCUACAGCACCACAGCUAGCGACUACGCGCAGGCGACUAAGGCACUUGGAGAUAAGCUCGGUGGCAGCGGUGGCGGCAGCGCAGCUACACCCACGGCCAGCGCAGGAAAUGCACCCUCAGGCAACUCCGCCGCCGCUUCGCCCUCGUCGACCAAGAACGCGGCUGUAGCUCCCACUGUUGGUGCUGCUAUGGGCAUCAUUGGUGGUGCCGCUGCCAUGGCCGCUUUGCUCUAA